AAAGAUUUUGGCAAGGACAGGGGCAUAAGAUAGUGACCCUUCCUCUGCUCUGUUCCCCUGAUAUCAUUUUAGAACCCGGGAGUGGGAACCGCAGACAUGGUGAAGAUUGAGUUUGCACCCUUGAAUAUCCCGCUCAACCGACGUUUCCAGACAGCUGCAGUUCUUCAAUGGGUCUUCUGCUUUCUCUUUGGAGCGCAGUGUUGUUUUUGUGUGUACGUUGUGAUCGUGUUGAAUGGAUACUGGCACGUGGCUGCUCUGUAUGCCCUGUGGCUCUACCUGGACUGGGACACACCUCAGGCUGGGGGCCGCAGGUCUGACUGGGUACGCCACUGGACCGUGUGGAAACACUUCGGAGACUAUUUCCCCAUCCAUCUGAUUAAGACAUGUGACCUAGACCCAGAGAGGAACUACCUGAUGGGUUUCCAUCCUCACGGAAUCCUGGUCGCCGGAGCAUUUGGGAAUUUCUGUACUGAAUACACAGGCUUCCGGGAGCUCUAUCCAGGAAUGACUCCUUACCUGCAUACCCUCGGCAUCUGGUUCAGCUUCCCAUUCUUCCGGGAGUAUCUCAUGUCCUCAGGGGUUGUCUCUUGUUCCAAGAAGAGUCUUACCCACGUGUUGAGCCAGAAGGGAGGGGGAAACGUGUCAAUCAUAGUGAUUGGUGGGGCGGCAGAGUCCCUGGAGGCCAGGCCUGGGAGCCUCGUCCUGGAGGCCCUCAACAGGAAGGGCUUCGUCAAGAUUGCUCUCAGGUGUGGAGCUCAUCUGGUGCCAGUGUUCUCCUUUGGGGAGAAUGAUCUGUUUAAUCAGCUGAAGAACCCAAAGGGCUCCCUGGUCCGUACCAUCCAGGAGGGCAUGAGGAAGACCCUGGGCUUCAGUUUGCCUCUGUUCCACGCCCGGGGGGUUUUCCAGUACAGCUUGGGCUUCAUGCCCUUCAGACAACCCAUUUACACCAUCGUGGGAGAGCCCAUAGUGGUGGAAAGGAACGUGAGCCCCUCGUCUGAUGAGGUGGACAGGCUGCAUGGCUGUUACCUGGGGGCGCUGGCUAAGCUGUUUGAGCAGCACAAGGCUGAGUACGGGAUCCUAGAGAACCAGCACCUCAUCUUCACCUGAUCAGACCAGAUAAACUCAGAUAGCACUACACUGUAGGAUUGGACCAUUCAACCAGCUCCUGACCCAUAAACACUGAUACAGACAUUCAAACAAACAUAAUGCAAACAUGCAUAUAAGCACACACAGAAAAUGGACACAUGUGCAUACUUGCACACACAUAUUGUGCAGCGCAUUCAGAAAGUACUCAGACCCCCACUUUUCCACAUUUUGUGACUUUACAGCCUUAUUAUAAAAUUGAUUAAAUAGGUGUUUUUCCUCAUCAAUCUACACAUAACACACCAUAAUGUCAAAGCGAAAACGUUUUUUUAGAAAUGUUUGCAAAUAUAUUAAAAAUAAAAGCACACCUAUUCAGACCCUUUGCUAUGAGACUCGAAAUUGAGCUCAGGUGCAUCCUGUUCCCAUUGAUCAUCCAUGAGAUGUUUCAACAUCUUGAUUGUAGCCCACCUGUGGUAAAUUUAAUUGAUUGGACAUGAUUUGGAUAGGCACACACCUGUCUAUAUAAGGUCCCACAGUUGACAGUGCAUGUCAGAGCAAAAACCAAGCUAUGAGGAUGAAGGAAUUGUCCGUAGAGCUCCGAGACAAGAUUGUGUCGAGGCACAGAUCUGGGGACAGGUACCAAAACAUUUCUGCAGCAUUGAAGGUCCCCAACAAUACAGUGGCCUCCAUCAUUUUUAAAUGGAAGAUGUUUGGAAUCACCAAGACUCUUCCUAGAGCUGGCCGCCCAGCCAAACUGAGCAAUUUGGGGAGAAGGGUCUUGGUCAGGGAGGUGAGCAAGAACCCGAUGGUCACCCUGACAGAGCUCCAGUUCCUCUGUGGAAAUGGGAGAACCUUCCAGAAGUACAACCAUCUCUGCAGCACUCCACCAAACAGACCUUUAUGGUAGUGGCCAGACAGAAACCACUCCUAAGUAAAAGGCACAUGACAGCCUGCUUGGAGUUUGCCAAAAGUCACCUAAAGGACUCUCAGACCAUGAGAAACAACAUUCUCUGGUCUGAUGAAACCAAGAUUGAACUCUUUGGCCUGAAUGCCAAGUGUCACGUCUGGAAGAAACCUGGCACCAUCCCUAAGGUAAAGCAUGGUGGUGGCAGCAUCCUGCUGUGGGGAUGCUUUUCCAUGGUAGGGACUGGGAGUCUAGUCAGGAUCGAGGGAAAGAAAAUUUGAGUUUGUUUUAGUAAAAAAAAUGUUUACAGGGACAGUGUACAUUAACCAACGUUUCAGUUAAAGUGCCGGUUUUAGCCAGCCAAUUAAUUUUCAACCGCGGUCCAUGGACAGGUUAUUAAAAACAAUUACAUUAACAAUACAGACAAUCAUUGAUCAGUGAGCACACGCAGAGCAACAUAGGACAAGCAAGAUUUAGCAGACAAACAGAGAACAUAGCACAAAAAGCAACAAGACAAAAUCCAUAAAAGCAACAAAGUGUUUCCACACCUCACAAGUUCACCUUCCAACAGGACAACGACCCUAAGCACACAGCCAAGAUAACGCAGGGGUGGCUUCGGGUCAAGUCCCUGAAUGUCCUUGAGUGGCCCAGCCAGAGCCUGGAGUUGAACCCGAUCGAACAUCUCUGGAGAGACCUGAAAGUAGCUGUGCAGCGACACUCAACAUCUAACCUGACAGAACUAGAGAGGAUCUGCAGAGAAGUAUGGAAUAAACUUCCUAAAUACAGGUGUACCAAGCUUGUAGAGUCAUACCCAAGAAGACUCGAGGCUGUAGUCGCUGUCAAAGGUGCUUCAACAAAGUACUGAGUAAAGGGGUAAAAAAUUAUGGGGUAACAUUUCAAAAAAACUGUUUUUGCUUUGUCAUUAUGGGGUAUUGUGUGUAGAUUGAUGAGGGUGAUUUUUUAAAACGUUUUAGAAUAAGACUCAACCGUAACAAAAUGUGGAAAAAGUCAAGGGGUCUGAAUACUUUCCAAAUGUACUGUCUGCACACAUAUAAACACAGUCAAAUGGCCAUCACUCUGAUCCUUCGCUCUCUUAUACAGUCAGCAUAGGUAUAUAGUGUAGAGAAAUAUUGUACAGUUGGGUGAAAAUAAUUUGAUAUCCCACUCCAUUCAUGACCAGCUCUUUCCUCCUGCUAACCUCAAGACACAAAUGGGGCAUGUCAGGUUGAGUUUGCUGCACCAAGGGAAUGCAUACAGGGCUUCAUAAGUGAUGUUUGCGUGCUAGUCUCUCUGCGGUCCUGGGGAGUGUGUCGUGCUUCUCUCUACUCCCAGUCUCUCUCUCUUUCUGCCUGAGGGAAGCAGGCAGAAAUUCUA
Molecule: messenger RNA, 3361 nt
Organism: Oncorhynchus nerka (sockeye salmon)
Lineage: Eukaryota; Metazoa; Chordata; Actinopteri; Salmoniformes; Salmonidae
Product: 2-acylglycerol O-acyltransferase 1-like
Exons: 6
Coding region: 97-1107 (336 amino acids)
Biological process (GO): triglyceride biosynthetic process
Cellular component (GO): endoplasmic reticulum membrane
Molecular function (GO): diacylglycerol O-acyltransferase activity
Source: RefSeq, a predicted model, not a curated record